Anthonomus grandis grandis is the source of this 5265-nucleotide messenger RNA. RefSeq lists its product as uncharacterized. The record is from RefSeq and is a predicted model, not a curated record. NCBI's taxonomy places the organism in Eukaryota, Metazoa, Arthropoda, Insecta, Coleoptera, Curculionidae. The transcript has a single exon. Gene Ontology annotation, biological process: DNA integration. Bases 1 to 5265 code for a protein of 1754 amino acids. Gene Ontology annotation, molecular function: nucleic acid binding.
AUGGGAAAAAGGAAUACUGGAUCUGCGGUUGAAACCUCUAGUCAAAGCGAUGUGGCUGACAAUUUAGUCAGAAAGCAGGAUAUUUUGACAGCCAAACUAGAGCGGUUUAGUAGAUUCUUAGAUGCAGUUCAAGAAAGUCCAAGUGGCUCGAAACUAAUAGAGCUUGAUACUAGAUUAAAAGAUUUAGAAGGUCAUUUGUUAAACGAUUACAAUGAAGUUCAGUUUUCUUUAGAGGGCAUAGACUAUGAUAGGUAUCAUGAUAGUUCAUUUGAAGAUACUUAUUAUAGUACCAUUUCUAUGGCCAAAGAACUAAUUUUUGAUUUAUCUAGUAAAAAUAAUACUCCAUCUAGUGCCUCAAAUACUACAUCUAGUUCAAAUAAUUUACAUGUCAAAUUGCCGGUCAUUGAAUUGCCCAAGUUUUCAGGUGCUUUUGAUAAAUGGCUCGAGUUUAAAGAACUAUAUGUUUCUCUAGUUCACAGUGUUAGCAAUCUUGAUCAAAUCCAGAAAUAUCACUAUCUUAAGGCCUCGUUAGAAGGUUCAGCUGCUCAGUGUAUACAAUGCUUGGAGAUUUCUGCGAGCAAUUAUGAGUUGGCUUGGGACAUCUUAUGUCAGCGCUAUGACAAUAAGAAAUUAAUCAUUCACAAUCAUAUCAAGUCUUUGUUUAGUAUUCCAGAGAUCAAUUCAAGCUCUCCUCAGUCUUUUCGAAAUUUUGUUGAUUUACUGUCGAAAAACUUGAAUUCUCUAGAAUGCUGCGGGGUGAAAACACAAAAUUGGGAUCCACUUAUAAUUUACAUGGUUUCUAGUAAAUUCGAUAAAGACACAAUUAAAGAGUGGGAACAAUGUAUUUCAAAGGUGGAUUCACCUACAAUUUCUUGUUUAAAAGAUUUUUUAACGGCUAGAGCAGACUUUCUAUACAAAAUUGGCCUUCAUAAGCCAAACGAGAAUUUUAAAUCGGGUCAACAUGAUUUUAAAUCUAAAACCAUGUCUGGUAAACGGUUUUCUGGGAAUACUACGACCAAUAGAGAUCCCAAUCCAACUCUAACUAACCGAAGUAACUCAUUUUCUUGCUAUCACUGUGACAAACCUCAUUCUAUUUACAAAUGUGAGGCUUUUCAUAAGUUGUCAGUAAUAGAAAAGGAAAACAGAUUAAAGGCAUUGAGGAUAUGUAUGAAUUGUUUAAAAAAAGGCCAUGACCUUUCGACUUGUAAUGCUGGGUCCUGUAGGCAUUGCAAGGAGAAACAUAAUUCGUUGUUGCAUGUUUUCAAUUGUUCUUUCACUAAUAAUGCAAAUAGUUCAGCAAGGCAUUGUUCUAGAUCUAAUAUCAUGACUUUACCAGAAUCUGAGACAUUGUUCCUCGACAAUCAAGUUGCCAAUAUUCCUAAUCAGACGACUAGUUGCAGCGUUUCGGUCCAAGGUCAAGUCUUGUUGGCCACUGCAUUAGUCCAAGUUUCAGACAUAAAUGGCAAAUUACAUACAUGCAGAGCACUGUUAGACAGCGGCUCCAUGUCAAGUUUCAUUACUAGAGAUAUGGCCGAGAAACUAAUGGUUCCACAAGAUUCAGUGGACAUUUCCGUUAAUGGCAUUAAUCAAGGCCAUACUCAUGUUUCCAAAUCAUGUGUUAUAUAUUUAAAGUCUUCCAAUUCUCCUUUUAAAACUAAUGUCCAGUGUCUGAUUAUUCCAGACAUUACUGAUAGUUUACCUACACAUUCCAUUAGUCCAGGUUUCUUGGAAAUUCCAUCUUUCAUUAAACUUGCAGAUCCAAAGUUCUUCGAGUCAAGUAGAAUUGAUAUGCUCCUGGGUGCUGCUAUCUUUUGGAGGCUUCUCCGUAAAGGGGUAAGACAUUUAGGGCCAAAUAUGCCUGUUCUCCAAGAAAGCCAUCUUGGAUGGUAUAUAUCUGGGCCUCUGAGUCCAAGUCAACAAGAUAAGGUUAUCUGUAACCAUUCUAGAACCACAGAUCUGGAGGCUUCCUUAACCAAAUUCUGGGAGAUUGAGGAAGUUUCUGUGGAAAAACCCUUCAUACAGGAAGAGCAGCAAGCAGAAGAGCAUUUUCAAAAAACGUUCCAAAGAGAUUCUGAUGGAAGGUUCAUUGUUUCCAUCCCAUUAAAGGAAUCUAUUUCAUGUCUUGGCGAGACAAGAUCUGGUGCUACAAAACAGUUUCUUUCAUUGGAGAAAAAGCUCGCCUCCAACCCAAAACUUAAAGAAAUGUACACAGAUUUCAUGCAAGAGUACAUUCACUUAGACCACAUGUCACCCUUUGAACCAUCAUCAAAUGACACAUGCUUCUAUUCACCUCAUCAUGGCGUUUUGCGUGAAGAGAGUGCCACCACAAAGUUACGUGUGGUUUUUAACAGCUCUUACAUUUCCUCAAGUGGUUAUUCUUACAAUUCCCUUCAACUAGUAGGUCCAACGAUUCAAGAAGACCUUGUCUCAAUUUUAUUACGUUUCCGUCAGCAUUCGUAUGUAGUUUCUGCGGAUAUUUGUAAAAUGUACCGACAAAUUCGUGUAGCUGAGGAUUUUAAGCCUCUACAAUUGAUUUAUUGGCGAUCCAGCCCAGAGAAGGAGCUCCAAUCCUACUCAUUAAACACGGUUGUGUAUGGCACAGCUAGUGCCCCAUUUCUCGCUACAAGGUGUCUGUUACAGCUUUCCAUUGACAACCAACAAUCGCAUCCUCAAGUUUCAGAGGCGAUUAGGCGAAAUUUCUAUAUUGAUGAUUGGUUGUGGGGAGCCAGUUCGGCCACUGAGGUCAUUGAACUUAGCAAGCAAGUAACUUCUAUAUUAGGUUCCGCCCAUUUUAAGUUACGCAAAUGGAGAUCCAAUAAUCCAGAUAUUCUAGAAAAUCUACAAGAUUCAAAUAAUUCUGACGACAAAUUCUAUUUUAAUCAGUCAACGACAUGUAAAACUCUCGGUAUGCUGUGGACAAGUACGGAUGAUAUAUUUUCCUAUGACAUUAAAUUAUCGCCAUUAAAAAAUAAACUGACCAAGAGAUUCAUCCUAUCAGAGACCGCAAGGAUUUUCGAUCCCCUAGGCUUGAUUAGUCCGGUAGUAAUCACUGCAAAAAUCUUUCUACAAAAAUUAUGGUCCCUGAAGGUAUCGUGGGAUGACGAAUUGCCGUGUGAACUUUCGAAUAAAUGGAAGGUUUUCCGUGAAGAGCUUCCAGUCCUCAAUGGCUUGAAAAUUCCGAGGCAAGCCACUUUUAAAAAUGUAACUAGAAUCGAGUUGCAUGGAUUCUCAGAUGCUUCUCAGCAAGCAUAUGGGGCAUGUAUCUAUUUGCGCACCAUAGACACGGAAAACCAAGUGCAUGUGCAUCUUCUUAUAGCUAAAACUCGCGUUGCUCCCUUAAAGCAAGUCAGCAUUCCUAGAUUGGAGUUAUGUGCGGCGCUUCUUUUAGCACAACUUUAUUCCAAGGUUUUAUCUUCUUUAACAAUCCAAGUUAAUGACGUACAAUUUUGGUGCGACUCGACAGUUGCCCUGGCAUGGAUUCAUUCUUCUUCGUGCCAUUUCAAGGUGUUUGUGGCAAAUCGAGUUGCACAAAUUCAGAAGGUGGCUCCACCAGAACUGUGGAGAUACGUUAGCACGAAGGAAAACCCGGCAGAUAUGCUGUCCAGAGGCAUAUCACCUAGUGCCCUAGCAACAAAUAAAGAAUGGGUUCACGGCCCAUCGUGGUUGUACAAAUCGUCUUCUUUCUGGCCAGUUGACAUUUCCAUUUCGAGGCCAUAUGAUCUCUCUGAAUUACCAGAAGUCAUAUGUACUUUAAGGUGCAACUCACAAGAACUUCUCGCCUUUCCUUAUGAAAGAUUUUCCUCAUUUUCCAAAACCAUUCGAGUCGUAGCUUAUUGCAUCAGAUUCAUACGCAAUUGUAAGUCCGCUAAAUCCGACAGAAUCGUCGAUGAAUUCACCGCAAACGAGUUGCAUAUAGCCACAAUAAAGCUGGUAGGGCUGGUUCAGCAAGAAGCAUUUCUUGAAGAUUUAAACUCUUUAAAGAAAAAUAAUUGUGUUAACAAUAAAAGUAACAUUUUGAGUCUCACGCCUAUCCUAGUAGAUGGUAUCAUAAGAGUUGGUGGCAGGCUUCGCCAUUCUUGUUAUUCUAUGGACAAGAAACAUCCUAUGCUGUUACCGUCGAAGCAUCAUUUUACCUAUUUGGUCUUUAAACAUGAGCAUUUCAAUUCUUUUCAUUGCAGCCCUCAAUUAUUAUUAGCCAGAGUUCGAGAAAAGUUCUGGCCGGUAUCUGGAAGGAAUAUUGCAAAAAAGGUGGUGAGAGAGUGCAUUCUCUGCUUCAAAUUUAAACCGCGUUUUAUCAGUCAUUUGAUGGGAGACUUACCAAAAACUCGCGUGUCUGCAAAGGGUCCGUUUGUGGAUGUCGGGGUCGAUUACGCAGGUCCUUUUCUUUACAAAGAUCGUAAGGGUCGUGGAUGCAGAACAUUUAAAUGUUAUCUUUGUGUUUUUGUCUGUCUUACCGUAAAAGCCGUACAUUUGGAGUUAGUUACCGACCUGAGCACAAAUAAGUUUCUUGAGGCAUUUCAAAGAUUCAUUGCUCGCAGAGGCAAGCCAGCCAACAUUUACUCAGAUAACGGCACUAAUUUCAUUGGCGCCAGUAAUCAUUUAAAGGAACUGGGCCAAUUCUUGAAGUCUAAUAAAAAUGACAUUAUAAGGGAAUGUGGUGCCAAUCUAAACAUAAAUUGGCAUUUCAUAGCAGCCUACUCCCCACAUCAUGGUGGCAUAUGGGAGGCUGCUGUAAAAGCAGCAAAGCGGCAUUUGUUAAAGGUUUUAUCAAAUAACCUUUCUAAUUUAACCUUUGAAAGUCUUUAUACGAUAAUCACUCAGGUAGAAAACAUUCUCAAUUCGAGACCUUUAACGCCUUUAACGGCAGAUCCGAAUGAUCUGAGCGCGUUAACCCCUUCCCAAUUUCUGAUUGGACGCACGUCAGGUUAUUUGCCAUAUACAGACUGUCGAGAGACUCCAACUAAUCGCCUAAAUGAGUUGGAGCAGCUUGAGAAAAUUCGGCAACAUUUCUGGGACCGGUGGUCCACGGAAUAUGUGACGUCCUUGCAACAGAGAACCAAAUGGAAGGUCUCAAACCCGAACCUUUGUGUGGGUGAUCUAGUUUUAGUGCAUGACAAUGACUUACCGUCUUUUCAGUGGCGACUUGGUCGCAUUUGUGAUGUACAUCCCGGGAAGGAUAAAAUCGUGCGAGUCGCGAGUGUAAAAACCAAAACGGGUAUCAUUAAGCGUGCCGUAGUUAAGCUCGCGCGUUUACCUGUAGAUUAA